Molecule: messenger RNA, 4391 nt
Organism: Drosophila subpulchrella
Lineage: Eukaryota; Metazoa; Arthropoda; Insecta; Diptera; Drosophilidae
Product: probable multidrug resistance-associated protein lethal(2)03659
Exons: 6
Coding region: 282-4211 (1309 amino acids)
Biological process (GO): transmembrane transport
Cellular component (GO): membrane
Molecular function (GO): ATP binding; ATP hydrolysis activity; ABC-type transporter activity
Source: RefSeq, a predicted model, not a curated record
AUCGAAGCGAUUUAUUUUGCGACCAUUGGAACAGAAUGAUUGGAAAAGCGGAGCGUCGCGGUCGGCUCAAGUGAUUUGUUUAUUGCGUAUCUAUGUACAUACAUACAUGCACACCGAGUGGAAAGUUUUCAUUACCAUUUGUUGAUAUCACGUGUGGCAAUCCUGAUGCAGCAUCUGUCGCCGGCAAUUGGACUAAGUGGCUUAUGUUGUUAAAUACCAAUGUGAAAUACAACCGAAUUGUUUAUGAAACCUUGUGAAAUUCCGGGCUAAUUUACAUAAUCAUGCAGGCCAGUAAACUGCCACCCAAUCCGCGCGAGUCGGCAGGUAUAAUAUCCUCGCUAAUGUUCUGCUUUGCCCUGCCCAUUCUGUUCAAGGGUCGCAAGCAGACGCUCCAACCCCAAGAUCUUUACCAACCAUUAGAUGAGCACGGAGCCGAGAGUCUGGGCGAUGAGUUCUUUAGGGAAUGGGAGAACGAGGUGGCCCGGUGCCGGCUGAAGGGCGAUUCUAGCCGGAAUCCAAGUGUCCUGCGGGUCAUUGGACGCGUCUUUGGCUGGCAGCUUAUCAUAUCCGGCAUAGUGAUUGCCAUCUUGGAACUGGGAACCAGGGCCACGGUGCCGCUUCUUCUGGCCGGUCUCAUAUCGGAGUUCAGUGAGCAUGGAGACGGUAGUAGCUACUACGCCCAGCUCUAUGCGGUGCUCCUUAUAGCUUGCAUCCUGGCCAGUGUACUCCUCACACACCCAUACAUGAUGGGCAUGAUGCACCUGGCCAUGAAGAUGCGAGUGGCAGUGAGCAGUGCCAUCUAUAGAAAGGCUCUACGCCUUAGCCGCACAUCGCUGGGUGAUACCACCACCGGUCAGGUGGUGAACCUGCUCUCCAACGACCUCAACCGCUUCGAUCGAUGCCUCAUCCACUUUCAUUUCCUUUGGCUGGGACCUUUGGAGCUGCUGAUUGCCGCCUACUUUUUGUACCAACAGAUCGGAUGGGCCUCCUUUUACGGAAUCAGCAUCUUGAUACUCUAUCUACCGCUACAAACCUACUUAAGCCGAGUUACCUCAAAGCUGCGGCUGCAAACUGCCCUCCGGACUGACCAGCGGGUGCGCAUGAUGAACGAGAUCAUCUCGGGCAUACAAGUGAUUAAAAUGUAUACAUGGGAACGGCCGUUUGGCAAACUAAUCGAGCAGAUGAGGCGCAGCGAGAUGAGCUCCAUUCGCAAGAUGAACCUGUUGCGCGGCAUCUUGCUUUCCUUCGAGAUCACCCUGGGUCGCAUUGCCAUCUUUGUGAGCCUCCUGGGCUUCGUCCUGGGAGGCGGCGAUCUGACAGCAGAGCGUGCCUUCUGUGUCACUGCUUUCUACAACAUCCUGCGGCGCACUGUGAGCAAGUUCUUUCCCAGUGGAAUGUCUCAGUUCGCUGAACUAUUGGUCUCCAUGCGUCGCAUCGAAACAUUUAUGAUGCGUGAGGAAGCGAAUAUAAUUGAUAUGUCAGAGCUCCGGGAAGAAAAAGCGGAAGAGGAGCAGCGCUUGCUGGGAGGAGUCGAAAAGAAGGCAUAUCCGUAUCCCAUUGUAAAUGGAAAAGUACCUGAUGUCCUAGUGGAUAUCAAAGAUUUGAGAGCGAGGUGGAGCCUGGAGCAGCAUGAACCCGUGUUGGAUCACAUCAAUAUGUCACUGCACAGUGGCCAACUGGUAGCUGUAAUUGGACCCGUGGGAUCGGGAAAAUCAAGCCUUGUUCAGGCCAUCCUAGGAGAGCUGCCGCCCGAAUCAGGAUACGUUAAAGUGUCAGGCAGGUACUCCUACGCCUCGCAAGAGCCCUGGCUUUUCAAUGCCUCAGUGCGCGACAACAUCCUGUUUGGCUUGCCAAUGAACAGGCAGCGCUAUCGAACGGUCCUUAAGAAGUGCGCCCUGGAACGCGAUUUGGAGUUGCUCCAUGGUGAUAGCACCAUCGUCGGUGAGCGCGGAGCUUCGCUAUCCGGUGGUCAGAGAGCUAGAAUCUGUUUGGCCAGAGCCGUCUACCGCCAGGCGGAUGUUUACCUUUUGGACGAUCCCCUCAGCGCUGUGGACACCCAUGUGGGUAGACACCUCUUCGAUGAAUGCAUGCGCGGCUUCCUGGGCAAAAAGUUAGUGAUACUAGUCACCCAUCAGCUGCAGUUUCUGGAGCACGCCGAUCUCAUUGUGAUCAUGGACAAGGGAAAGGUCUCGGCGUGCGGCACCUAUGAUGAGAUGCUGAAAAGCGGACAGGACUUUGCGCAGCUUUUGGUGGAGAGCACUCAAAAUGGCGGCGGAGAUGAUGUGGGUGAAAAGUCUGCAAACUAUUCCCGCCAGAGCAGCACUCUGAGCAGUGGCAGUGCCAAGGGAAGCUCCUCAUCCCUAGAGUCCAUGGUGGAGAAGGAGAAACCAAAUCCGAGCGCAUCUCCGGUGCUGGAGUCCCGUAGUGGUGCUGAAAUUGGGUUGAGCAUGUACAAGAAAUACUUUAGCGCAGGCUGUGGCGUCCUGGUUUUCGCAUUGCUGGUGUUCUUGUGCACUGGCACUCAGCUUCUGGCAUCUGGCGGUGAUUACUUCCUAUCGUACUGGGUGAAAAAUACCUCGACUUCCUCAUCACUGGAUAUUUACUAUUUUACUGCCAUCAAUGUGGGCCUGGUGAUUUGCGCCCUCCUAAGGACCCUGCUUUUCUUCAACAUCACAAUGCACUCCUCCACCGAACUGCACAACUCCAUGUUUCGCGGCCUGUCUCGCACGGCUCUCUACUUUUUCAAUACGAACCCUUCCGGCCGAAUCCUCAACCGAUUCGCUAAUGAUCUGGGACAGGUGGAUGAGGUGAUGCCCGCCGUUAUGUUGGAUUGCAUACAGAUCUUCCUCACCCUGUCGGGCAUCAUCUGCGUGCUGUGCGUGACCAACCCAUGGUACCUGAUCAACACCUUAGCCAUGGUACUGGCCUUCUACUACUGGCGGGACUUUUACCUGAGCACUUCGAGGGAUGUUAAGCGUCUGGAGGCAGUGGCUCGGUCGCCAAUGUACUCGCACUUCAGUGCCACUCUCAAUGGACUUCCCACCAUACGGGCCAUGGGCGCUCAGAGGACGCUUAUCGGGCAGUACGACAACUACCAGGAUCUACACAGCUCGGGCUACUACACAUUUGUCUCUACCAGCCGUGCAUUCGGCUACUACUUGGAUCUUUUCUGUGUGGCAUACGUGAUAUCGGUGAUAUUGCACGGCUUCUUCAAUCCCCCUCUGCAGAACGCUGGACAGAUAGGUCUGGCAAUCACUCAAGCGUUGGGUAUGACUGGAAUGGUACAGUGGGGCAUGCGACAAUCCGCCGAGCUGGAGAACUCAAUGACCUCGGUGGAGCGAGUGCUCGAGUACAAGGACCUGGAGUCCGAAGGAGCGUUUACGUCGCCGGCGGACAAGCAACCGCCAAAGAGUUGGCCUGAAGAGGGUGAACUGCUGACAAAGGAUUUGAGUUUAAGAUAUGUGCCUGAUCCCAACGCGGAUCGCGUGCUUAAGGGUCUAAACUUUACGAUUAAACCCAGGGAGAAAGUGGGCAUCGUGGGACGUACAGGUGCGGGCAAAUCAUCGCUGAUUAACGCACUCUUCCGACUUUCCUACAACGAAGGGGCAAUAGUCAUCGACAAAAGGGACACAAAUGAAAUGGGUCUUCACGACCUACGCAGCAAAAUCUCUAUUAUACCGCAGGAACCGGUGCUCUUCUCGGGCACCAUGCGCUACAACUUGGAUCCCUUCGAGCAAUAUCCGGACGAAAAGCUUUGGAAUGCUCUAGAGGAGGUUCACCUCAAGGAGGAAAUUUCGGAAUUGCCGACAGGUCUGCAGAGCAGCAUCUCCGAGGGUGGGGCCAAUUUCAGCGUGGGACAGCGCCAGUUGGUAUGCCUGGCAAGGGCCAUUCUGCGCGAGAAUCGAAUUCUUGUGAUGGACGAGGCUACGGCCAAUGUUGACCCCCAAACGGACGCCCUAAUACAGACCACCAUUCGAAACAAAUUUAAGGACUGCACUGUACUUACUAUAGCCCAUCGUUUGAACACCAUCAUGGACUCGGACAAGGUCCUGGUUCUGGAUGCUGGUCAAGUCGUCGAAUUUGGUUCUCCCUACGAACUGUUAACGCAGUCGGAAGCCAAAGUGUUCCAUGGAAUGGUCAUGCAGACGGGGAAGGCUAGUUUUGAUCAUCUCCUGAAAGUUGCCGAAAAUGCCAAAGGAAACCAUAUUUAAAGCUAAAAGCCACAUUUUUAAAGUGUAAGGCUAUUGUCGGGCUCAAUUGUAAAUUGAUAUGGAGAGCUCAUAGGUAAAUGUGUCCUAUCUAAACCGUUUGUACUUAAAAAGUGAAAAAUGACAAUAAAUAUGUAACUAUGUAUGUAUAUAUUAGAAAUAAAUAAAACUAUAUUAAUCGAA